Phasianus colchicus (ring-necked pheasant) is the source of this 2411-nucleotide messenger RNA. RefSeq names its product rac GTPase-activating protein 1-like. Gene Ontology annotation, cellular component: midbody; cleavage furrow; centralspindlin complex. The record is from RefSeq and is a predicted model, not a curated record. Gene Ontology annotation, biological process: Rho protein signal transduction; mitotic spindle midzone assembly; mitotic cytokinesis. Gene Ontology annotation, molecular function: GTPase activator activity. NCBI's taxonomy places the organism in Eukaryota, Metazoa, Chordata, Aves, Galliformes, Phasianidae.
GCUGUCCCGGGGCCGUGGGCCGGAGCACGAUUGCAGUGGCGGAGGAGAGUAGGGGGUGUGCGGUGCGUCCCGUCUAUCCGCCCAUCGGGGCACGAUGCUACGGCGGCGCUGCGGUCGGCUGCUGGCCCAACUGGAGCGGGCACGGCAGCUGCUGGAGCUGGACGGCCGCCUGGAGGAAGACUUCAUCCGCGUUGUGCGCAGCUUUGAGGCGACACGCCAGCGGUGCUGCUGGCUGGAGAAGGACAGGCAGCGUGCCCAUGAGCAGCUGGCCCGUGCUGAGGCUGAGCGGGUGGCGCUGGAAGUGAAGCUGAAGCACGCCCGUAACCAGGUGGAGGUGGAGAUGAAGAAGCGGCACCGUGCAGAGGCUGAGCUGGAGAAACAGGAGCGCAGGCUGCAGCUGGUCCUUGAGUUGCUGAUGCAGGAGCCGUGGGGCAAUGAGGAGCAGUGCUCUGUUCUCAGUACCCUGGCUGGAUGGCGUCUGGGGACGGCCCUGGCAGCAGGCAGGAGGUCAUCUGCGGUGGAUGAGUCGUGCCAGUCCCUCCUGUCCCACUCAGAUAUCAGCUAUGACCGCACUGAGGAUGAUGUGGAUAUUGAUGUGAUGGUGGUGCGGGCUCUGAAGCGGAAGGCCCAGGAGAGACAGCGCCUGUCCCUGGCCCCUCAGGUUGGCCCUGUGGUUGUGGCGAAGCGGCACCGUUCUUCUGUGGCACCCUCCAGCACUGAGAGCAUCCCCCCUGCACCCCGUCCUGCUGAGGUCCUGGAGUCUGCCCGCAGCCCCCCGCCUCCUGUGCUGGUGCCACGCCGCUGCUCACGCCAGGGACACCGCAUCUCCACACAUGCAGGUCAUGAGCUGACCACAGUGUGGGGCACCAGCGACGAUCGGGGCGGCUGUGCGUCGGCACAGGAGAGCCAGGCUGAGGGUAGCUCUGUGGGGCAGCCGGCGCCGGGCCCCUCUCGCUCCCCUCCACCCGACCUCCCAUCCCCCCGGCACCACUUCUCCUCCAAAAUGGUCAUCCGCCCGGAGCCCUGCGGUGCCUGUAGUUCCCGCCUGUGCUUCGGGAGGGCUGCGCUCAGGUGCCGCCAGUGCCAGCUGCUGCUGCAUCCCAAGUGCCGGGAGCGCUGCCCCGGGCCGUGCACCGCCCGGCCUCGCCCACAGCCCCGGCCCCGCGAGGGUGUGCUGGCCGACUUUGCCCCCCCGACCGCCCCGCUGGUCCCCGCGCUGGUGGUGCAGUGCGUGACCGAGGUGGAGACGCGAGGCUUGGCCGAGGCUGGGCUGUACCGGGUGCCGGGCGCUGAGCCGCUGGUGCGGGAGUGGAAGCGGCGACUGCUUCACGGCGGGGAGACCCCGAGCGGCGUGGCCGACAUCCACGUGGUGUGCGGCGUGCUCAAGGACUUCCUGCGGAGCCUCAAGGAGCCGCUGGUCACUUUCGGUCUGCACCCGGCCUUCCUGCGGGCUGCCGACAUCCCCGACGAGACUGCCUGCGGCACGGCCCUGCGGCACGUGGUGGGCAAGCUGCCUGCCGCCAACAGGGACACACUGGCCUUCCUCAUGCUGCACCUGCUCAGGGUGUCACGCAGCCCUGACUGCAAGAUGGAUGUCCUCAAUCUGUCCCGUGUGUUCGGCCCCACGCUGGUGGGGCACAGCUCUGCCAACCCCACACCACUCACCAUCAUGGAGGACACACCGCGGCAGUGCAAGGUGGUGGCUCGACUCCUGGCACUGCCAUCUGACUUCUGGAAGGGCUUUGUGGGGACAGAAGAGAACCCGGUGCCAACGCCAGAUCCAAGCAACAAACACGGCAGAGGGCAGCCCCUGGGAAAGUGGGGCGGUUCUUCCCCUCUCCAGUGUAGCUGUAGCUCCCUAGGGAUGGAGUUGGCGCCAGAGUACCGAGAAGGAAGAGAAAGAGGAGGGCAGCGUGGGCCUGUGGUGCUCAGCUUCCCUGUAGCUUUGGGUGGUACGGGGAUGAUGCCACACACUGGGCUUGGUGGUUGGUUUGUAUUAAAUGUUUGCAGCAAAACUGGCCUGGGUGUGAGUGGCAUCUGCAGCAGGAGAGCUCCAGGGUGUGUGGACAGGAUUGGGCUGGGCUUGAGGGCUCAGUGGGCAAGAGCUGCACUGAAAGCACUGUGCACAGCAGUCCCCAGCAUCCUGUUUCUAUAGGGGCAAGGCAGCUGCCAUCACUCCUGGGCUGGGUGGGCAGGGAAGGAAAGGCAGGGCCCCCUGCAGCUCCUCUACUGAGGGGCCCCUUGUCAGCCCAGAUGCUGAUGGCCUCCAGUAAUCAGAGCUGCUGCUAAAGGCAGUACAGCCCCAAGACUUCCCACCUUCCUUUUAACUCGGGGCCCCUUUUAACUCCUUCCUUCCCUUCAGCAGAGCUGCAACAUGCAGCAGAGGUGCGCAAGGCUCUGCUUGCAGCAGA